AUGGAUCCCAACAACAACGAAGCCACUAGAUUAUGGAGAGUCUUCCGCACUGCACAUCAAAUGGUUCAUGACAGAGGUUAUCUCGUUUCUCAAUCAGAACUCGAUAUGGAUUUGGAUUCAUUCAAACGUUCAUUCGCCCCAUCUGGUGAUGUCGAUCGCGACCAAUUGACAUUUGUUGUACAAAAGAAGGAUGACCCCAUUGAUCAAUUGCUCGUCUUUUUUCCCAAAGACACAUCUGUUGGUGUCAAGCCUUUGAGAGUUUACGUCGAGCGUAUGGCACAACAACAAAUCCCCAAGGGCAUCUGUAUUUACCAAAAGAGCAUGACUUCCUCAGCCAACAAGGUCAUCCAAUCCUUGCCUUCAAAGCACACCUUAGAAUCAUUCCAAGAAAAUGAGUUAUUAGUCAACAUUACACAUCACGUUUUGGUACCCAAGCAUGAAGUUUUAAGUACAGAGGAGAAGGCAACCUUGUUGCAAAGAUACCGCUUAAAAGAAACUCAAUUACCUCGUAUUCAACAUACUGAUCCCGUUGCAAGAUAUUAUGGUUUGAAGCGUGGACAGGUUGUCAAGAUUUUAAGAGAGAGUGAAACUGCUGGUCGUUAUGUCAGCUAUAGAUUAUGUAUUUAA
This is a messenger RNA of Mucor velutinosus, 627 nucleotides long. RefSeq lists its product as uncharacterized. The record is from RefSeq and is a predicted model, not a curated record. The coding region runs from base 1 to 627 and encodes 208 amino acids. Gene Ontology annotation, cellular component: RNA polymerase II, core complex; RNA polymerase I complex; RNA polymerase III complex. Gene Ontology annotation, biological process: DNA-templated transcription. The transcript has 6 exons. Gene Ontology annotation, molecular function: DNA binding. NCBI's taxonomy places the organism in Eukaryota, Fungi, Mucoromycota, Mucoromycetes, Mucorales, Mucoraceae.